UAUAUUUCAAACUAAAGAUGAAAUCGGCAAAAAAAACUAAAAAAAGAGGGAGAAGUGUUAGUCCAAAGUCAGAAGAUAAACCAAAAAGACGUUAUAGAAAUGACCGGUCAAAAAAAUGGCAAGCAAAUUCUUCAGAAUCUUCUGAAAGUAGCGAUGAAGAAAGUAUGUCAAGUGAUGAAUCUCAUAAAAACUCAAAAUACUCAAAGAAAAAGGAUUCCUCCUCAGAACGAUCAAUUUCACCUGACUAUUCUGUAGUAGAAAAGAAAAAGAUUAAAAAAAGUCAACCAAGCAGUGAAGAAGAGUUGCAGAGCAAAGAAAAAAUUGUUCCAAAAGUAAAAACAAAAACAAAAGAAAAAAGUCCCAGUUCAAUAAAAGCUAAUGAAAAGGAAAAUAAACAAUCGAAAGAUAAAAAAAGAAGAAGCAUAAGUACUGAAAAAAUCAAAGCAAAUAUUAAUCAGGUUUUACAAGAAAGCAGUAAACAUAUUAAGUCUCAUAAAAAAGAAAAAGAAAAAGAAAAAAGUAUUUCUCCUAAAAGAGAACGAAAGAAAGGAAGAAGCCAAAGUCCUCCAAAAAAGAAAAAAGCUAAAAGUAGAAGUCCAUCUAGACACAAAAGAAGUAGAACUAAAAGUCCAAUUAAAGUAAAAAGGAGCAAAAGUAAAAGUCCAUCAAGAAGAAAUAAAAGCAAAAGCAGAAGCCCAUCAAGAAGAAAAAGAAGCAAAAGUAGAAGUCCAUCAAGAAGAAAAAGAAGCAAAAGCAGAAGUCCAUCAAGAAGAAAUAGAAGCAAAAGCAGAAGUCCAUCAAGAAGAAAUAGAACCAAAAGUAGAAGCCCAACUAGGCGCAAAAAAAGCAAAAGUCCUAUAUCUAAAAAGCGAACAAAAAGCCGUAGUCCAACAUCAAAAAGAAAGAGAAGUAAAAGUCCUUCAAAACGCCGAAGGAGUAGGAGUUUGUCUAGACAAAAAGAUAGCAAAAGUUCAACACAAAAAAGUAACAAAAGUAGAAGUCCUUCUACCAAUAAAAAAAGUUUUAGUAAAAGUCCAAUAAGGCGUAGGCGUAGUAGGUCACCUAGAAAUCGAAAGCUAAGCAAAAGUCUCUCUAAAAGCCCUUCAAGAAGUAAGAGGAGUAAAUCCAGGAGUCCUUCAAAAAGUAAAAAGAGUAAAUCUAAAAGUCCUUCAAGAAAAAGCAAAAGUAAUGAUAAGAAAAAAGUAAGUAAAACAACUAAAGAAGAUGAAAAUAAAAAAGAGAAAACUGGUAAUAUAACUAGUAAAGAUGAAGAAAAAAAAGAAAAGUCUAGUAAAAAUGAAAAUAAUGAUGAAAAGAUUAUAGCUUCGGAGUCUAAAGCAGUUAUUGCUGAUUAUGAAGAAGAAAUGCGAAAGCGCAAAGAGCGAAUAGAAGAAUGGCGAAAAUCUCGCACUAAAAAACCUGAGAAUGAUGCAGAUUUAACUGCUGCUACUUUAGAGAAUGAUUCUAAGAAGUGGACUCUUGAAGAUGAUGAUGAAGAUGAAGAAGUUGCUGAAAACAGUGAGGUUACAAAAGUCAAAAAAGAAGAUAAUGACCAAGUAGAUGAAAAAUCAAGUGAGCUAAAUGAAGAAAAAAAUAUAAAAGUAGAAAAAAUAAGCGAUGUUGAACCCAAAAUUGAAGAAGAAUCUAAAACUUCACUUAAAAUUGAUAAUGAAGUUCAAAACAAAACUUUGUUAAAAGAUGAAAAAUCUACUUUAGUUGAAGAGAAAACAGAUGAAGAAGAAGCAGAAGAGGACUUAGAUCCUUUAGAUGCGUACAUGAAAAGUAUUGAUAAACAAGUUGGAAAAGUGACAGCGAAAAAAAUAAAAAAGUCAGUACAAAGAAGUGUUGCAGAGACAGUUAUGGUGGUCAAAACAGUGAUUAAAAAGACAGAAAAUGUAAAAGUCAAACCUGAGGUUAUUGAGCAGAAUCAAGAUGCACUUGAGUAUUCAUCAGAAGAAGAAGAAUCAUUAGAUGUAACAGCUGGUGAUUUUUCUGAGGUUCGAAAAAAAAAAAAAGAACUGACUGUUGCUGACCAUACAAAAAUAUACUAUCCUCCAUUUAGACGCGCUUUUUAUGUUGAAGUUCCUGAGCUUGCUAAGAUGACGCAAGAAGAGGUUAAACUGUAUAGAGAAAGUUUAGGAGACAUUCAAGUGCGUGGCAAAAGCAUUCCAAAACCAAUAAAAACAUGGUCACAAGCAGGCGUAAGCACUAAAGUGUUAGCUGUAUUAAAAAAACUUAAAUAUGAAAAACCAACACCAAUUCAGGCACAAGCUAUCCCAGCAAUUAUGUCUGGUAGAGAUUUAAUAGGAAUUGCAAAAACAGGUUCUGGCAAAACUCUUGCUUUUCUGAUUCCAUUAUUUCGUCAUGUUAUCGACCAACCCCCACUUGAUGAAAAUGAUGGGCCAAUUGCCAUCAUAAUGACACCAACAAGAGAACUUGCUUUACAAAUAUUUAGAGAAGCAAAGAAAUUUUGUAAACAACUAAAUUUGACUGCAGCUUGUAUAUAUGGUGGAAGUGGCAUUAGUGAGCAAAUAGCAGAGCUCAAAAAAGGUGCUGAAAUUAUAGUGUGCACACCGGGUCGUAUGAUUGACAUGCUUACUGCAAAUAAUGGUCGGGUUACAAACUGUAGACGAUGUACAUACCUAGUCAUGGAUGAAGCUGAUCGUAUGUUUGAUAUGGGGUUUGAGCCUCAGGUUAUGCGAAUAUUAGAUAAUAUUCGUCCAGACCGUCAAACUGUUCUCUUUUCUGCAACAUUUCCGCGUCAGAUGGAAGCAAUUGCUCGCAAAGUUCUUAACAAACCAAUAGAAGUUCAAGUUGGAGGACGCAGUGUUGUAUGUUCCGAUGUCGAACAACACGCCUUAGUUAUCGAAGAAGAAAACAAGUUUUUUAAACUUUUAGAAUUAUUGGGUGUAUAUCAAGAAAAAGGGAGCGUUUUGGUUUUUGUUGAAAAGCAGGAAUCUGCAGAUAUGCUUUUUAAAGACUUAUUAAAAAAUGCAUACCCGUGUUUAUCGUUGCAUGGUGGAAUGGAUCAAUUUGACAGAGACAGUACAAUAGCAGAUUUUAAAAAUGGUGUAACAAAACUGAUGGUAUCGACCUCCGUUGCAGCUCGUGGUUUAGAUGUAAAAAACUUAGUGCUGGUAUUAAAUUAUGAUUGUCCUAAUCAUUAUGAGGAUUAUGUACAUAGAGUUGGAAGAACUGGAAGAGCAGGAAACAAAGGAACUUCUUUUACGUUCAUUACGCCAGAACAAGGCAGAAACGCUGGAGAUAUUAUUAAAGCUUUUGAAUUAGCGAAAUGUACUCCUCCGACCGAUGUAAUGGAGCUAUGGAACAAAUUUAAACUUGAAAUGCAACUCGCUGGUAAGACUCUAAAGUCGAAUUGCGGUUUUUCUGGUAAAGGAUUUAAAUUUAAUGCUGAUGAGGAAAUUCAAGUUAGCGAUGCAAAAAAAAUGCAAAAAUUUUCGCUUGGAUUACAAGAUUCAGACGAUGAAGCUGAAGCAGCAGAGAGUGCGAUGGACAAAAUUGAAGCCGAUCUUGAAAAGGCGUUCUCAAACAAACCAAAGAUUGCUCUUGCUCCAGAGGUUGUUGAAGCGCAAAAAGUGAAAGCGGCUGAACAAAACGUAGACAAAGGAAAAUUAAAGCAGGCUUCUCAUAUUGCUGCACUUAUCAAUAAAAAACUUCACUCUGGUCAAGUUGUUGAUAGAAACACUCAAGCUACGGCACAUAUUUUACACGGUGGCGCUCUCGAAUCAUUAACAGGCGUAGGCCUUGCGAAGCAGUUAGCUGAUAAAGUUAAUGCCAAGCUAAACUACAAAGCAGUUGAGCCUGAAAAAUCGGAUUUGGAAGCAAAACCAAAUAAUGUGCGUUACGAAGAUGAGAUCGAUAUUAAUGAUUUUCCACAACAAGCUCGAUGGCGUAUUACUUCGAAAGAAGUUAUUGAGCAAGUUCGUGAAUUAUCUGAAUCCGGUGUUACUGUACGUGGGUUAUAUAUUCCUCCAAAUAAGAAACCUGAAGGAGAUGAGAAACGUCUUCAUUUAUAUUUAGAAUCUUUAUCCGAACGAAGCAUACAAAUAGCUAAAGCUGAAAUAAAACGGUUACUUCGAGAGGAACUUAUUCGUGCCGAGUCACAUAGCUAUAAGCCGCAACAACAAACUGGAAGAUAUAAAGUUCUGUGAUUAAAUAUGAUUUUUAAAUCAUUUGAAGAAUUUAACUUUCAUUGUUUUAUGAAAGAAAUCUUUAUACA
Molecule: messenger RNA, 4240 nt
Organism: Hydra vulgaris (swiftwater hydra)
Lineage: Eukaryota; Metazoa; Cnidaria; Hydrozoa; Anthoathecata; Hydridae
Product: probable ATP-dependent RNA helicase DDX46
Biological process (GO): mRNA splicing, via spliceosome
Cellular component (GO): nucleus
Molecular function (GO): RNA helicase activity; ATP binding; nucleic acid binding
Source: RefSeq, a predicted model, not a curated record